UCGAAGUUUGGAGGAAACUUUUAGCGGAUCGUGAGCGUGCGCGCCGCGCGGCUGUGUGUGGCGGGUUUCCUCUGCUUCGGCAGCGGCGGCGAUGAGCGAGGCUUUUCUCCUGGGUUAGUGAGAAGAAGUACGUUGAAAGAGGUGCUUUUAGAGUCGAUCUGCAGCAGGAAGGGGAAGCCUCUGAUCGCGGGCUCGCGCGCAACCCCCCCCCCCAACCCCCCGUCCUCGGAUUCCUCCCCUCGGUUGCGGGACACAGGAGAAGCUGGACGAAAUGGCGGAAACCAAAAUAAUCUACCACAUCGACGAGGAGGAGACGCCGUACUUGGUGAAGAUCCCAAUCGCGGCGGAGAACAUCACGCUGCUGGACUUCAAGCAGGUCCUCAACAAGCCCAACUACAAGUUCUUCUUCAAAUCCAUGGACCAGGACUUCGGGGUGGUGAAGGAAGAGAUCUCUGAUGACAGUGCCAAGCUGCCUUGCUUCAACGGGAGGGUCGUGUCCUGGCUGGUGUCUUCCGAUGGACCUCUUGCAGAGCCGGCACCUCCCCCGGUCGAAGUGCGACCUGAACCUUCGCCACCUCCACCCCCCCUGCCCCCACCCCCAGCUGAGAGGCCAGGGGGCAUCGGUGAUUCUAGACCCCCGUCCUUCCACCCCAAUGCUGCUGGCAGUGUGGAGGACUUGGAGGACCGCACAGAGACAGAGUCGGUGGUCUCCUACCGCCGAGAGCGACCGCGCCGCAGGGAGAGUUCGGAGCAGCACGGACCGCGCGCAAAUGGACAGAGCCGCCUGGAGCGCCAUCUGGCAGGUUACGAGAGCGCCAGCACGCUCAUGAGCAGCGAGCUGGACACCACGAGCUUCUGCGACUCGGAUGACGACGACACCAUGAGCAGGUUCAGCAGCUCCACGGAGCAGAGCACAGCAUCCCGGCUGCCAAAGAGACACCGCAGACGGAAGAAGCAGCGCCCCCCAAGGCUGGAACGGGCAUCUUCGUUCAGCAGCGUCACCGACUCCACCAUGUCCCUCAACAUAAUCACCGUCACACUCAACAUGGAGAAGUACAAUUUCCUGGGCAUCAGCAUCGUGGGACAGAGCAACGAAAGGGGAGACGGCGGCAUCUACAUCGGGUCCAUCAUGAAGGGCGGAGCCGUGGCGGCCGACGGGCGCAUCGACCCCGGGGACAUGCUGCUGCAGGUGAACGACAUCAACUUUGAGAACAUGAGCAAUGACGAUGCCGUCAGGGUGUUGAGGGAGAUCGUGCACAAACCGGGGCCUAUCAUCCUGACAGUGGCCAAAUGCUGGGACCCGACACCCCAGGGGUACUUUACACUCCCGCGCAAUGAGCCGAUCCGGCCCAUUGAUCCGGCUGUGUGGGUGAGCCACUCGGCAGCCAUGACAGGGGCGUACCCCCCCUAUCCAGGCAGCUCCUCGCUCAGCACCAUCACCUCCAGCUCCUCCGUCACAGAGACUGAGCGCUUUGAUGAGUUCAGCCUGUCGCUGCAUUCAGACAUGGCCUCGGUGGCCAAAGCCAUGGCCUCCCCAGAGUCUGGUCUGGAGGUCAGGGACCGCAUGUGGCUGAAGAUCACAAUCCCUAACGCCUUCCUGGGAUCUGAUGUGGUGGAAUGGCUGUACCACCACAUCGAGGGCUUCCAGGACCGCCGCGAGGCGCGCAAGUACGCCAGCAACCUGCUGAAGGCCGGCUUCAUCCGGCACACAGUCAAUAAGAUCACCUUCUCGGAGCAAUGCUACUAUAUCUUUGGGGACUUCAGCGACUGUGAGAACUACAUGGCAAACCUUUCUCUCAAUGACAAUGAUGGUUCCAGCGGGGCGUCUGACCAGGACACCCUGGCCCCCCUUCCUCUCCCGGGGUCCACCCCAUGGCCUAUGAUGCACUCCUUCCCCUACCAGUACCCGCACCCGUACUCAAGCCAGCCGCCGCCUUACCAUGAGCUGUCCAGCUACAGCUACGCCCCCGGCAGCACAGGCAGCCAACACAGUGAGGGGAGUCGCAGCAGUGGGUCCACGCGUAGUGAGGGCGAGCGCCGGCGAGGCGGUAAGGGCAGCGGCGGAGGCAGCACGGCGGGCGGCAGUGUGCGCGAGGACAAGUCGCAGGCCGGCGGAGGAGACUCUCGCUCCGAGAGUGGCAGCGAGUCCGAGUACUCGACCCGAAGCAGCCGGAGACGGGAACAUGGCUCGGCCACGCCCAGCGAGCACAGCCACCUGAGCCAGCGCUCGCACCCGCGCGCCCCGCCCCCCCACAUGCCUUACCCGCCUGGCAUCCCGCUCCCCUACAACCCAAUGAUGGUCAUGAUGGUCCCUCAGCAUGCGCACCCACACGCGGCAAUGGGCCCUCCGCUGCCCCAGCACCCUGCCCUGCCCCCCUCUACCACCCCGGGCGGCCCCCCAGGAGCACCUCCCACCCGCGACCUGGGCUCCGUUCCCCCUGAGCUCACUGCCUCCCGGCAGUCUUUCCACCUGGCCAUGGGAAACCCCAGCGAGUUCUUUGUUGAUGUCAUGUAGGGCUGUUCUAGAGGUGUGUGUGUGUGUGUGUGUGUGUGUGUGUGUGUGUGUGUGUGUGUGAGAGAGAAAAUGGCAACUGCGGCGCAGCAGGACCAAUGCUUGGAAGUAUCUGUAGUAUAAAUCGAGGGGGCCCUGCCCCCUUAUACUUGUUUAUAUUUUUUAAAAAAAA
Scleropages formosus (Asian bonytongue) is the source of this 2684-nucleotide messenger RNA. It is a transcript of the gene dvl2, whose product is annotated as dishevelled segment polarity protein 2. Gene Ontology annotation, biological process: intracellular signal transduction; canonical Wnt signaling pathway. Gene Ontology annotation, molecular function: frizzled binding. Gene Ontology annotation, cellular component: cytosol. NCBI's taxonomy places the organism in Eukaryota, Metazoa, Chordata, Actinopteri, Osteoglossiformes, Osteoglossidae. The record is from RefSeq and is a predicted model, not a curated record. The transcript has 15 exons. Bases 272 to 2515 code for a protein of 747 amino acids.